AUGGCCGCCGCGCAUCCAGGCCCCGCCGCGCCCGCCGCCCCCGCCCCGCCGCCUCCUCCCGCCGCUCCGGGCAUCCUCAUCGGCGACCGGCUCUACUCCGAGGUGUCGCUGACCAUCGACCACUCGCUGAUCCCCGAGGAGCGCCUCUCGCCUACCCCUUCCAUGCAGGACGGGCUGGACCUGCAGUGCGAGACCGACCUGCGCAUCCUGGGCUGCGAGCUCAUCCAGGCGGCCGGCAUCCUGCUGCGGCUGCCGCAGGUGGCCAUGGCGACGGGGCAGGUGCUGUUCCAUCGGUUCUUCUACUCCAAGUCCUUCGUCAAGCACAGUUUCGAGAUUGUUGCUAUGGCCUGCAUCAAUCUCGCGUCCAAAAUCGAAGAAGCGCCUCGUCGGAUAAGGGACGUGAUCAACGUGUUCCAUCACUUGCGGCAGUUAAGAGCAAAAAGGACUCCAAGCCCACUGAUACUUGAUCAGAACUACAUAAACACCAAAAAUCAAGUAAUCAAAGCAGAAAGGAGGGUACUGAAGGAGUUGGGAUUUUGUGUUCAUGUCAAGCAUCCUCAUAAGAUCAUUGUUAUGUAUUUACAAGUCCUAGAAUGUGAACGUAAUCAAACCCUGGUACAGACAGCCUGGAAUUACAUGAACGACAGCCUCCGGACGAACGUGUUUGUCCGCUUCCAGCCGGAGACCAUCGCGUGUGCGUGCAUUUACCUCGCUGCUAGAGCCCUGCAGAUCCCGCUGCCUACCCGUCCCCACUGGUUCCUGCUCUUUGGCACCACGGAAGAGGAGAUUCAGGAGAUCUGCUUAACAACUCUGAAGCUUUAUACCAGAAAGAAGCCCAAUUAUGAAUUUCUGGAUAAAGAAGUAGAAAAGAGGAAAAUGGCACUACAGGAAGCAAAACUGAAAGCAAAAGGUUUAAAUCCAGAUGGAACUCCAGCACUCUCAACACUGGGUGGCUUUUCUCCUGCAUCCAAACCAUCUUCCCCAAGAGAAGUAAAAGCUGAGGAGAAAUCUCCAGUGUCUGUGAAUACCAAAACCGUUAAAAAAGAGCCAGAAGAGAGGCAGCAAACCUCCAAGAGCCCUUACAACGGGCUGAGGAAGGAGAGCAAGAGGAGCCGCAGCAGCCGCAGCGCCAGCCGCUCCCGCUCCCGGACAAAGUCCCGCUCGCGCUCCCACAGCCCCCGCAGGCACUACAACAACCGGAGGAGCCUGUCGGGCACCUACAGCUCCCGCUCGCGCAGCCGCUCGCGCAGCCACAGCGGGAGCCCCCGGCGGCACCACAACCACGGCUCGCCCCACGCCAAGGCCAAGCACGGCCGCGAGGAGCUCAAGGGCAGCAGCAGGCACGGCCACAAGCGGAAAAAGUCCCGCUCCCGCUCGCAGAGCAAGUCCCGGGAGCACUCGGAGGCGGCCAAGAAGCACCGGCACGAGCGCGGCCACCACCGGGAGCGGCGCGAGCGCUCGCGCUCCUUCGAGCGCUCCCACAAGGGCGGCAAGCACCACGGCAGCGGCCGCUCGGGCCACGGCCGGCACCGCCGCUGAGCCCGGGACCGCGCGGCUGGGCCGGCUCUGGCACCAAGUCCUGGGACUGCAGGGCCGGGCCAGCUCCAGCGCCGCCGCUGAGCCUGGGACUGCGAGGCCGGGCCAGCUCCAGCGCCGCUGCUGAGCCCUCAGACCGCAGGGCUGGGCCAGCUCCGGCGCCAGGCCCACGGACUGCAGGGCACCACCGCCAGGUCUGCAGCAGCUUCAACCCCGUCUGGUUUCCUAAAAGGUGUACAAGAAAUUUUUUUCUCGUGGGAAAGAAACUGUUACCAACUUUUGCACAUAAUACCUUAGCAGUAUCCCAGAGGUGGCAAACGAUCAGGUUCACUGUAUGUAUUAGAGUUGUGUAUUGUUUAUUGAGCUGAGAACUGGAGAAAGGAUUUCUGUAAAAAAGUAAAACGUACAUUAUUUUUAUACCAGUCAAUUGCAGACGCUUAUAUUUAAGUAUAGUUAUUUGUUUAAACAUGGUGGAGACUUUCUUACACUGGUUUUAGUCUGCAUGUGUUCAAAGAUUUUUACAAAAAAUAAAAUAUAAAGCUUUUUUUUUU
Melospiza melodia melodia is the source of this 2087-nucleotide messenger RNA. RefSeq names its product cyclin L1 (gene CCNL1). Gene Ontology annotation, biological process: regulation of transcription by RNA polymerase II. Gene Ontology annotation, molecular function: cyclin-dependent protein serine/threonine kinase regulator activity. The transcript has 11 exons. NCBI's taxonomy places the organism in Eukaryota, Metazoa, Chordata, Aves, Passeriformes, Passerellidae. The record is from RefSeq and is a predicted model, not a curated record. Bases 1 to 1539 code for a protein of 512 amino acids. Gene Ontology annotation, cellular component: nucleus.